Glycine soja is the source of this 2934-nucleotide messenger RNA. Its product is annotated as AP2-like ethylene-responsive transcription factor ANT. The transcript is spliced from 9 exons. Gene Ontology annotation, biological process: regulation of DNA-templated transcription. Bases 825 to 2816 code for a protein of 663 amino acids. The record is from RefSeq and is a predicted model, not a curated record. Gene Ontology annotation, molecular function: DNA binding; DNA-binding transcription factor activity. NCBI's taxonomy places the organism in Eukaryota, Viridiplantae, Streptophyta, Magnoliopsida, Fabales, Fabaceae.
GAAAUCUAUCUCUAGCUACGUAAUUAAAUUAAAUUCGUAAGUAAAUGAAAUGGUUUUGCUGUGAGUUUUUGGUUAUCUGAGUUCUGAAUUCUGAAUCCUUUCCCCAAAUCACACUUGCGAGCCCACUCUAGUGCCCCAUUUCAUGUCAUGCUUGCUAGAUUCAGCUACACAGCUAAGCUAAGAUAUAUAGAUAUAGCUCAUCACACGCUUUCAAGUUUCCAAGGCACAUAGACACAGACACCCUCAGAACCUGACCAAAAUACUUACUACUAUAUCCUACUCACAUUUUACAUUCCCACCUCUUUCCUUUCCCCCUUACCAUUCUCGAGAUUCUCGCUUUUACUACAUUACUCUCUCCUUCAUUCUGGGUUUAAGGUAGGGUUUAUUUAACUAGGAAGAAAGUUUUUAAAGAGAGAGAUAGGCAAACCGAAAAGACGUGGUCUUUCUCAUUGAUAUAUACAUACACAGAUCCCUAUGGAAUGAAGAGGGUGCUCCCCAAUCUUCGCUUGCCGAGAAUUCAUUCUUUUUGCUUAGUUUAAAGAGACCAGUCUUGUUGUGUUCGGAGAGAGAGACAUAUUUGUGUGUUGAGCACAUAGAACGAUGAGUUUGGUUGGUAGAGGAGCAAGUAUAGCAUUGUAGUUGUAGCAAUAGCAACACAACACAACACAACAAAACAAAAACCAAGUCUUCAUCAUCUUCAUAUGCAGAGAUUAACAUGAUGAUUAGUUUAUUUGCCAAGCAAUGCCUUCCUUCGUGAGAUAUAAACUGCUAGCAAUUUCAAAUCUUUUCGAGUAACCAAAAAGAAAAAAACAAAAAGCAAGAAGAUGAAGCGCAUAAAUGAGAGUAACAAUACCGAUGAUGGAAACAAUCAUAACUGGUUGGGGUUCUCUCUCUCACCCCACAUGAAAAUGGAGGCUACUUCAGCACCCACUGUUCCGACAACCUUCUACAUGUCCCCUUCUCAAUCUCACUUGUCCAACUUCGGAAUGUGUUACGGUGUCGGAGAAAAUGGUAACUUCCAUUCUCCACUUACGGUUAUGCCUCUCAAGUCUGAUGGGUCACUUUGUAUCUUGGAAGCUCUCAAAAGAUCACAAACGCAAGUGAUGGUGCCAACUUCGUCUCCGAAAUUGGAGGACUUUCUAGGUGGUGCAACUAUGGGAACUCACGAAUAUGGAAGCCACGAGAGAGGUUUGAGCCUAGACAGCAUCUAUUAUAACUCCCAAAACGCAGAGGCUCAACCCAACAGAGACCUUCUUUCACAACCCUUCAGGCAACAAGGUCAUAUGAGUGUCCAAACACACCCUUAUUACUCAGGCCUUGCUUGCCAUGGUUUAUAUCAAGCACCGUUGGAGGAAGAAACAACAAAGGAAACGCACGUGUCGGAUUGCAGCUCCCUAAUGCCUCAAAUGACAGAAGGCUUGAAAAACUGGGUGGCUCCAACAAGGGAGUUUUCAACUCACCAGCAGGUUUUGGAGCAGCAAAUGAAUUGUGGCAUGGGGAAUGAGAGAAAUGGUGUGUCUUUAGGAUCUGUGGGGUGUGGAGAGUUACAGUCUCUAAGCUUAUCUAUGAGUCCUGGUUCUCAGUCUAGUUGUGUCACUGCUCCUUCUGGAACAGAUUCUGUUGCUGUGGAUGCAAAGAAGAGAGGGCAUGCUAAACUUGGUCAGAAGCAGCCUGUGCAUAGAAAAUCUAUCGACACAUUUGGGCAAAGAACCUCGCAGUAUAGAGGUGUCACAAGGCAUAGAUGGACUGGUAGGUAUGAAGCGCAUUUGUGGGAUAAUAGUUGCAAGAAGGAAGGGCAAACUAGGAAAGGACGACAAGUGUAUUUGGGGGGUUAUGAUAUGGAGGAGAAAGCUGCAAGAGCCUAUGAUCUCGCGGCCCUUAAGUACUGGGGACCUUCAACGCAUAUAAACUUUUCGAUAGAGAAUUACCAAGUUCAACUUGAGGAAAUGAAGAACAUGAGCAGACAGGAAUACGUUGCACACUUGAGAAGAAAAAGCAGCGGGUUUUCUAGAGGUGCUUCAAUAUACAGAGGGGUCACAAGGCAUCACCAACAUGGAAGAUGGCAAGCGAGGAUAGGCAGAGUUGCUGGGAACAAAGACCUUUACCUUGGGACGUUCAGCACCCAAGAGGAAGCAGCAGAAGCAUACGAUGUAGCGGCGAUCAAAUUUCGCGGCGCAAAUGCAGUCACAAACUUUGACAUUUCAAGAUACGAUGUGGAGAGAAUCAUGGCCAGUAGCAAUCUCCUCGCUGGGGAGCUUGCAAGGCGUAAGAAAGAUAACGAUCCUAGAAACAAGGACAUAGACUACAACAAGAGUGUAGUAACAAGUGUGAACAAUGAGGAAACGGUUCAAGUUCAAGCAGGAAACAACAAUAAUGAAAACGACUCAGAGUGGAAGAUGGUUUUAUUUAACCACCCUUCACAGCAGCAACAGGCAAAUGGCAAUGGCAGUGACCAAAAAAUAAUGAACUGUGGAAAUUACAGAAACAGUGCAUUUUCUAUGGCCCUACAAGAUCUUAUUGGGAUUGAUUCGGUGGGUUCUGGGCAGCAUAAUAUGCUGGACGAGUCUAGCAAAAUUGGGACUCAUUUUUCAAACACGUCAUCGCUGGUGACAAGUUUAAGCAGCUCAAGAGAGGCUAGUCCUGAGAAAAGGGGUCCCUCGCUUCUGUUCCCAAUGCCUCCAAUGGAAACAAAGAUUGUGAACCCCAUUGGUACCAGUGUUACCUCUUGGCUACCCUCACCAACGGUUCAAAUGAGGCCAUCUCCUGCUAUCUCUUUGUCUCACUUGCCAGUUUUUGCUUCUUGGACUGAUACUUAAAUGGAGAUAGGCACGGUCCAUUUUUCAUGUUAUGUUAUGUAACUAAAAUUUACUUUUUUGCUUCAUCUUUUAUUUCUAAUUUGAUUUCCUAAGUUUAAAAGGUUUUAUUUUGAUGUUA